Alosa alosa (allis shad) is the source of this 2451-nucleotide messenger RNA. It is a transcript of the gene klf1, whose product is annotated as Kruppel-like factor 1 (erythroid). The transcript is spliced from 4 exons. Bases 388 to 1554 code for a protein of 388 amino acids. Gene Ontology annotation, molecular function: DNA-binding transcription factor activity, RNA polymerase II-specific; RNA polymerase II cis-regulatory region sequence-specific DNA binding. NCBI's taxonomy places the organism in Eukaryota, Metazoa, Chordata, Actinopteri, Clupeiformes, Clupeidae. The record is from RefSeq and is a predicted model, not a curated record. Gene Ontology annotation, biological process: regulation of transcription by RNA polymerase II.
CACACACACACACACACACACACACACACACACACACACACACACACACACACACACACAUGCAAAUACGCGCAAAACACACUUUUUAAACCCCACCCCGUGCCACAGAACUGUGUGACAGCAGGCAUCAGUGGGGGUCUAUCUUCUGAGCGAGAUAGAGAGGGGAGGAGCCACAGGUUGACAGAGAGAGAGUCGGGGAAUAACUGUAUUUAACUGUAUCUCAACACAUAACUGUAAGAGGACUAGCAACACUCAAUUGCAUAAUGCCCAACAGUCAUUUGUGAUUGCACCUUUAUAUAAUUACGUUUUUCAAAAAAGGUUUUUAUCAAAAGUGUCUUGCCGCCACAUUACCUGCUAGUUUCCUGAGAAUUUGGGGGCCCCAACCGGAUGGCUGCAACUCAAGCUGUACUGCCCUCGUUCAGUUCAUUCUCAAACUUCUCCAACUCCAGUCAGGACAUGAAGGUGUGGAGGUUUGAGGAUGGCUCGCUGGGCUCUCUGGGCUUUGAUGCUCAGGACAGAAGGUCACUGCUAGAGUUCCACAGCGCUGAGCAGCAGGACCUGCCACCGGCCUUCAGGGAGGCCCAGCUGGACGACGAGCACAGUGCAAACUGGGACAUGGAGUUUUUACUGUCCAGCUGGGGCAGCACGUCACCUGAUCAGGGCACCAGUCAGGACUCCAACUCCCACCGGCCCCCUGCGGCUGGUCAAGACCCGGGCCGGCUGUUCCAGGGGAGCGUCCAGGAGCGGCCGGCCCUGAAGGAGCACGCAGGGCUGGACAGGCACUACGCCAGCACUGGCAGCUUGAUGGCCGAGCUCCUCUCCCCGGAGGAGUCUGUGAGCUGCUCCAUACCAGAGCUCUACAACGGGGGCUACCUGGGAGAGCAGCAGGGGAAGCCGUACGCUCUCCACUCCGACACCACACACCAGUACGGCGUCCCGCUCGGACACAACCCAGAGGGCCCAAAUGACCACAGCAAGGUCAAGUCCUGGGAGUACGGCUACUUCCCUCAACUCCCGUCUUUAAUGGCGUUCCCAGAGUCCAGGUUCCCCCCCGUGGCGUCUGUGGACGCAGAAGCCCCCGGGGGUCACUCCCAACGCUCGGCCUACAACAUCCUCCCAAACUACCACCACCACCCAAAGCUGUACCCCCACCAGCUGGGCCCUGCUGCCUUUGUCCACAGGCAGGCAGCAGGGGUCUACAGCUCCACCACCAGCUUGCUCCCUGACUCCACAGUGCCCUCUACGGGCCUGGAAGGGAAACGCGGGCGCAAAGGGGUGGCCAAGAAGAGGGCCGCGGUGCACAGCUGUGAAUACCCCGGCUGCAGCAAGACCUACACCAAGAGCUCACACCUCAAAGCGCACCUGCGCACUCACACAGGUGAGAAGCCCUACCUGUGCUCGUGGGAGGGCUGUGGGUGGAAGUUUGCCCGUUCGGAUGAGUUGACCCGCCACUUCCGCAAACACACGGGCCAGAAGCCUUACGAGUGCAUGCUGUGCCAGAGAGCCUUCUCCCGCUCUGACCAUCUGGCCCUGCACAUGAAGAGACAUAUAUGAGCUAUGGCUUUCCAAUAGUGCAGUGCAAACGGUAGACAGGAAUGACCAGGUCAGCCCCACUGAGGACCUGAGAAGAAUCUGACCUGAGGAGGUGCACGCUGACAUACAGCUGCUUUAGGUCAUUUACAGGGCCAAGUUCAGGGCAGCGUGAAGCUUCAGUCUGAAUGAUCUCACCCCAUAGCUAGCAGCUCAACGUAUCUGAAGGUAGCUCUGACGGCGUGAGGAACACUACUUGAAGCCCCUCACCUGAGGGAACUGUGCUAAAUGGCCACACAUGGAACAGGAACCAUGGCCGCUGUAGGUUCAGUCCUGGCUUUUAUUUUUGCAAAAAUAGCAAAUAUGUACAGUAUAAGGUAUCUUUUUUUUAUUUCUUUUCCUCUUUUCCUCUUAUAUUUAAUUUAGAUGAAAUUUACUUUACAACAUUUACAUACCUUCAGCUCAGAGUAAAUAACACUUUAAAAAUUUUAAUGUAAAAAUAGGAAAGAUAGUUGAUGGCACACGUGGAUUAACAUCUAUGGAGCUGAACUGUAGGUUUGUUUUUGUACAUCUAGACAGACAGACGUGCCUUCCAUACCUUCCAUUACACCAAUGAUUUCCUAGCAUUAUCUAUUUCAUAUUUAUUCAUCAUUUUUUCGCAAGGUCUAUUAUGUGAAAUAUUUACUUAUUACUAAGAGUUGUCAGUUGAAACUGUCUCUAUUUAUUCAUUGUUACCCUUAGAAGAUGCUACAGUAAGUUUUUGUUAUGGCUUUGUAUGUAUUUUAUAAAGUAUCCUUUUUAUGUUUUCUAUACUUUUGCAAAUAAAUAAAGCACUGGGGAUAAAUUGUGAGGUAACAUUUUGAUUGUUGAUUGGCCACUCCAAAUGGCCAGUAGAUGGCGCCAUGGCUCUGAGCGGGUGGA